Messenger RNA from Vanessa atalanta (red admiral), 952 nucleotides. RefSeq lists its product as uncharacterized. The coding region runs from base 58 to 429 and encodes 123 amino acids. Lineage: Eukaryota; Metazoa; Arthropoda; Insecta; Lepidoptera; Nymphalidae. The transcript has a single exon. The record is from RefSeq and is a predicted model, not a curated record.
ACUCAGCACGAACAAGACGCUUCUUUUAAACAGUCGCUCCUAUUAAUUUAAAUCAAAAUGAAACAGUACUCUGUCCUCGGUAAUAAGAAGAAAGUAACCAUGGAGGCUAAUCCGACUAGCCUUAAGGUGGUUGGCAAUAAUUGUGUUGUGAGAGUGAAAAUAAAUCAAGGUGAAAUUGAAGUGAUCGGUAAUGACUGCCGUGUGGAGGUGGUCGAUAAUACUGGCACCGUAAACUUAGUUGGCAGCGGUGGUAAAGUUAUCAUCACUAAGAGGUGGAAGGGAGACAAGGUGUCUAUGGUUGGACCUAAUUGCCACCUAAUGGUAAACGGCAAAGACAAGACAACUCCAACUUAUGAAGCUCAGCUGUCGCCUUUCAGCAAGGAACUGGAUGACGUCAUCGAAUCGAUCUUUUCUUUCGUGAUGCGUUGAUCGAUCAAGCGUGAUAUGGCAGGUUAUAGCUUCGCGGGUCAUCGCUGGAUAUCGUCGGCUUUUUCUUUGAAUCUUAAGCUUCGGUGGAAGCUUGCGCUGUUUCAAGUGAAAAUGGAAUUAUUUGCUUCGUAUUGUGAACGUAUGGUGUAGAUGAGUGUCAUUGCAAUUUGUGUACUUACCUAUUUUGUAAAUAGUUCAAAGUUCGAUAAAAAAUUGCAUUAUAUAAAACAAAAAAAAAAAAAAAAAGUUAAUCACCUUAACUGUGACGUAAGAUCCUUUUAGAUAAAAACAUGAUAUGAUCAAGUUAUCUAUCUUUUAUAUUAUAUGCCUUUGUUCAAAAUGUAUGGUUUUACUUGUCUUCCAAUCAAAAUACGUUAAAACGAUAACACAUCGUUCCUAUUUUAAACACAUGUCAAGAAUUUAAUGAAUUAGAACACACGGUCAUAGCGGAUGUGACUUCCUUAUUUGCCUGGUCUUGCUCUAGUCAUAUAUUACAAUAUUAAGUAGUACUUAAAACUAAUUA